CUCUGUGUUUGAGCAUUCCAGAUCACUCGGCUUUGCGGGCGAUGUGGUGGUGACGACCCGGCUGGCCUCGCUGCCUCCUGGUACCUUCGCCAGUGCACUUGGAACCCACAUCACUGGAUACGGGCACGCCCCACUGCGUCUUGGCACUUGGGACAACACCAUCGCGCUCGACUACAUAUUGUCGGCGUCGCCACUGAUCGCCGAGAGAACCAGGUCGACCGAGGCACUGGAGACUCUCAAGAGAAUCGUGGUCAAGAUUGACGGAUAUCCGCUUGUGAUCCAGACGUUCAUCACCUAUGCUGAAAAUUGCCCUACUCCCCUCUACGUGAUCGAGGAAGAGUUUGCGGGGGCUCUGGAGGAGGAAGAGGGCGAGGACCAGACGCGGUCGUCGCUCAAGGUGAUUGUGGAUCUAGCAAUGGACUCGCUGGUGAGCCGAGGAAACGAGGGCAUCGAGGCAGCCAUGCUCUUUGGUGCCCUCACUCUGGUGGCGCCGACCAACAUCCAGCCGGAGAUAAUCGAAGCGAUCGCACAAAAAUUGGGAGUCAGGAACGAUGUAUCCAACCUCGUGACGAUGGUGCUCCAGAGUGGUCUCCUCAGAAACGACGGCGAGAGAGUGUACUCGACCCAUUCGCUCACCCAGCAGGUCGCUCGAGAGUUUGUCAAAAGUCACAACGAACUGAAGCCUGAUGAAAUCGAAAAUGUCACCGGCAUGGCGCUGAUUGACUUGGCGGGGCUGCUCGACAAGCCUUAUCUUCUCGAGCAUCUUGACUGCUUCUCCAAGGCAGUAGUUCCUCAGCGAUAUUCAAAGCCGCUGCACUCAAGGAUCGACUGCUGUAUCGCAAAACUGGCUGAUAGCCGCGGCUUGUUCGCGAAGGCGAUGGAAGUGAGUGCGGAGAACGUACAGCGAUCCGAGGCCUUCUAUGGCACGCGAAGCCACGUCGAUGUUGCAAGUGCCAUCCAGGGUCUCGGCGACGUCGCUCUCAGUCUCGGCAGACACACCGAAGCUCUGGGACACCAUCAAGAGGCUCUGGAGAUUCGAGUCCGGAUCUUUGGCACAAAGGAGCAUCCGUCGGUUGCGAGGACGGUCCAACAAAUCGGCAGCGUGGAAUUAUCGCUUGGGAAAUACGAUGCGGCCCUUGCCCAUUUCCAGGAGGCUCUCGAGAUCCAAAAAAUGGUCCAGGGAAUGUCGGCGAGCCGCGACAUCUCCGUGACCCUCGACAGCAUCGCCUACAUUAACUUCAUGCGGGGCCAGUACGAUGAAGCGCUUCGACUCUUCAACGAAUGUCUUCAAAUUGAUGAGCAGUUCUACGGCAAUUGGAAGCAUCCGUCGACUCUUGCAACCCUGUACAGCAUCGCCGAUAUCUACAAAAUCCAAGGGCGCCUUGAUGACGCUCUGCAGCUGUACCAGGAGAUCAUGGCCACCGCGGUCGGGGUGUAUGGCACACGAAGGCACCCGUCAAUUUCCUCGGGGUUGUACAGUAUGGCUGGCCUUUUGCAUACGCAAGGCAACAACGAAGAGGCACUGAAGUGCUGCAAAGAGUGCCAGGAGAUCGAAAUGCAGCUCUACGGCAGAGAGGAUCAUCCUGACGUGGCCAAGACCACUGCGCUCUUUGCCCGAAUCAUCCACUCGCAGGGCCGACACGAAGAGGCGCUCACUCAUUUCCAAAAGCUGUAUGACAUCCGCCUGAAGAUUUUUGGUACUGAGGAGCACCCCGAAGUUGCCUCGGCUAUAAGCGGCAUCGCAGAGGUGCUUCAAUCCCAAGGCGACAACGACAAAGCCCUCGAUCUCUUCCGAAAGACUCUCAGUAUCGAAACUGCGGUCUAUGGCACGAGAGAACAUCCUUCGGUCGCCGAAACCUUGGUCAAAAUAGCCCAAGUACUCUGUUCCCAGGAUGACGAUGACGAAGCCCUUGUGCUCUACCAAGAAGCUCAGGCCACUUUGCUCAAGGCCUAUGGAACCAAGAUGCAUCGGGCGAUUUCUAACAUUCAGAUUCGCAUCGCUGAUAUCAAAGAGUCCGAAGGCGAUCUUGACGAGGCCCAAAGGCUAUAUGAAGAAGUCCUUGAGAUCGACACUGCAAUCCUCGGCACCAGGGAGCACUAUCUUGUUUCGGCGACCUUGCGCAAGAUCGCCGAUAUCGUCGAGCAGAAAGGUAACCUUGAAGAGGCCUUCAGCCGCUUUCGCGACAUCCUUGAUCUGGACGUCAUUAUCAACGGCACGAGGGAGCACCCCGAUGCCGUAUCAGCCCUGUCGAGCAUGGCCGACAUUGCCCGUACACUGGAACACUACGACGAGGCGCGUGCGCUCUACCAGGAGGCACUCGGUAUCGAAACAUAUAUUCAUGGUACACGCGACCACCCCGACGUUGCCGACACGAUCGCAAGUCUGGCAAAGGUCGAAUCCGACCAGGGCCGUCUGGCAGAGGCACAGAAUCUCUAUGAAGAAGCACUCGCUACGAGUAUCAAGGCGCACGGCAAGCGCGAGACGGACGAGAUUGCAACCAUCCUGAUGGCGUCGGGCGAAAUCGCCACCAAGCAGGGCCGUUUCGACGCCGCAUCGCAGCUGAUUCAAGAAUCCCUCGACAUUCUGUUGGAGAUUGAUGAGCCAACACUUGACCCCGAUAUCGCCCAGGCCCACCUUGCCUUUGGCGAUCUCUUCAGCUCGCAAUCUGGCACAGACGAAGAUGCACUCCGACACUACAGCGAGGCUCUGGCUAUUGCCAACGAGCUGCCGACUCCUGAUUACCAGACCCUUGUCGAUAGAGCCCGUUGCGGAAUCAAUACCGUCACAUCCCGCUGAGCUGAGUUGAUAGUCCCGUCGAGCUGAUACAGCGCUCCCCGACACCCUGCUUUGAUUGAGAGCUGUUUUUUUCUGACCUGAAUACACACAUCGCCCAUUGCUAUAAAACGGCGCGUCCAAGGAGACUGGUGGAGCGACUCGUUCGACCAGAUUGUCCUGACGCCGAGGAACGACAGAGGUGUUUGGGACCGUGCUCGCAAAGCCAGCAAGCGGCGGCUGAUACGGAGGACGCUCAAGUUCGUCUCUGCAUCUGCAUCGUCGCCUUCCCCCCUCCUUUCGC
Molecule: messenger RNA, 3077 nt
Organism: Polychytrium aggregatum
Lineage: Eukaryota; Fungi; Chytridiomycota; Chytridiomycetes; Polychytriales
Exons: 2
Coding region: 416-2797 (793 amino acids)
Molecular function (GO): protein binding
Source: RefSeq, a predicted model, not a curated record